UUCUUCUCCUAACUUCAGCUGCACAUCGCGCUCUUGGGUAGAUGAUCAGCGCAGCCAAUGUAAAAGUGGAUUAACUUUAAAAAAAAAAAAAAAAAAAAAAAACAACAACAAAAAAAACUGCAAUCAUCGAAUAGGCAGGGUGAUUUUGAACUAUAAUUCAGUCGUGUUAUUGAUCAGUGUGCUUUGUAUCUGAUACUCCAGUUCCGUUUGACUUUCAUAGCGACACAGGGGCCAAUUAGGCAUUUGAGAUAUCCGUCACUGUCAUUUGCACGACACGGUGAUUGAGCGGAUGACAAGCGCCAAUAAAUGAUUUUAUUCUGCAUGUGAAACCACAGUGUGCAUGGAUGCACCUAACCCUAACUGCCCUCCUCAUCUGAGCUCUUGCACAGCUAAUAGAUAAAUGCUCGACCAUUUUCACCCUUCACAUUUUUACAGCAUUUAUUUCCUCUUAUGUGCAGUGGUAAUUUAUUCGCAUUAGCUGUGCAUUAGUUGUGCGCAUUUAUUUCUAAGCUAAACCAAUGCUUCUAAUGGCUGACUGCAUGCACAAGCUGUACAUGUUUUAGGACGAUUAUUUCCCCUCCCCUGAUUAGCUCGAGCUCGUUCAUGUCUUGAAGAGGUGAAUAGAAAAGUACAUCUCGCUGUCUGCUUGUAGUGUGUGUAUGUGUACUCACGCGGUACUUGGGCAACGCCAGCGACCGGAAAUGUCAGACCCCUUCUCUUCCAUAUAUGGUCAAAACCCCGCCCACAGCGCGUCAUCGCUCUGACAGUGCGGAUCCCGCGGGUCUAGAGUUUUGGCUCCCGGGAAAGGCUUCAGUCCUAGGGGAUAGAGGGCUGAGUUUUGUACGCUUCCAUCCAUUCCGAGAGACGCUAAAGGCCCCCCUCAUCAAGCUCUCUCCCGCGUCCGGGAACACCUCCGCGCUAAAUCAUAGUUUUUUUCCCGUUUAUUUGUCUUUUGGAGCUGGAGCGCCUUGCCAGAAAGUGGUCGAUUCAGCAGUGUCCUGAAGCUUUUUUUUUCCUGUAGGGAUGAUGACACGAGACUGAGAGCAUCAUCACAGCGCAAAGUUACAAGAGAUGUUGAACUGAUUUUUUUUUUUUUUUUUUUACAAAGAAAGAAAAGGAAAAAAAACAACAUCCAGGUAUUUCGACGACUCCUCCAACGGGAUCUCGAUCCAAACAAGCCGCUGAGAGAUCUUGACAGAGAAUCCUCCACUCACUAAAAUCGUCCAUGUCGUGCCAACACAGGACGCGCUGAAGAAGGAACCGAGACUUGUUGUGAACUGGGUUUUGUUUCUAUUUUUUUUUUUUCCUUCAACAAAUCACGACCAAACUCUCACAGAGAUCCGAGUGCGUCUCGUGGAGAAACGACGCGUCCUUUCCCGAUUUUCGCUUUGACCUCGUCGGCUGGAGCUGGUUUGCGCGCACGCCGCUUUAAUGUUUGGGAUUCAGGAGAAUAUACCGAGAGGGGGGACGACUAUGAAAGAGGAGCCGCUGGGCAGCGGCAUGAACCCCGUCCGAUCAUGGAUGCACACGGCCGGGGUGGUGGAUGCUAACACAGCCGCCCAAAGCGGAGUGGGUCUGGCGCGGGCGCAUUACGAGAAACAGCCGCCGUCCAAUCUGAGGAAGUCCAAUUUUUUCCACUUCGUCUUGGCUCUGUACGACAGACAGGGUCAGCCCGUCGAGAUCGAAAGGACAGCUUUUGUGGACUUUGUGGAGAAGGAGAAAGAACCAAACAGCGAAAAAACUAACAAUGGGAUACAUUACAAACUACAGCUUUUAUACAGCAACGGCGUCAGAACAGAACAGGAUCUUUAUGUACGGUUAAUCGAUUCCAUGACAAAACAGGCUAUUAUUUAUGAAGGCCAAGAUAAAAAUCCAGAAAUGUGCCGAGUUCUCCUCACACACGAAAUUAUGUGCAGCCGGUGUUGUGACAAGAAAAGUUGCGGGAACAGAAAUGAAACCCCUUCAGACCCUGUGAUCAUCGACAGAUUCUUUUUGAAAUUCUUCCUCAAGUGCAAUCAGAACUGCCUGAAGAAUGCAGGCAACCCACGAGACAUGCGCAGGUUCCAGGUCGUUAUAUCGACGACAGUUAACGUGGACGGUCAUGUGUUGGCCGUUUCGGAUAACAUGUUCGUCCACAACAACUCCAAACAUGGCCGCCGUGCUCGGCGCCUUGACCCCUCUGAAGGUACGGCCCCUCCUUAUCUGGAGAAUGCAGCUACCCCAUGCAUAAAGGCCAUUAGCCCCAGUGAAGGCUGGACCACCGGCGGAGCCACGGUCAUCCUCAUCGGAGACAACUUCUUCGACGGCCUGCAGGUCGUGUUCGGCACCAUGCUUGUAUGGAGUGAGUUGAUAACGCCCCAUGCUAUACGAGUGCAGACUCCACCCAGACACAUCCCCGGGGUCGUGGAGGUCACUCUGUCCUACAAGUCCAAGCAGUUCUGCAAAGGAGCACCAGGAAGAUUCGUCUAUACCGCUUUGAACGAGCCAACUAUUGACUACGGCUUCCAGAGACUGCAGAAGGUCAUCCCCAGACAUCCAGGUGACCCGGAGAGGUUGCCAAAGGAGGUUCUACUAAAGAGAGCAGCUGACCUUGUGGAGGCUCUGUAUGGCAUGCCCCACAACAACCAGGAGAUCAUUCUGAAGCGGGCAGCGGACAUUGCUGAGGCACUCUACAGUGUACCACGCAACCACAACCAGAUCCCGUCUCUCGCUAACACCGCAUCCCAUGGCGGCAUGAUGGGCGUCAACUCUUUCGGUAGCCAACUGGCGGUCAACGUCUCCGAGACUUCACAGGUUGGCUACAGCCGUAACACGAGCAGUGUGUCGCCUCGUGGCUACGUGCCCAGCAGCACUCCUCAGCAGUCCAACUACAACACCGUCAGCAACAGCAUGAACGGCUACGGAAACACUGGCAUGCCCAACCUGGGUGUCCCGAGCUCGCCUGGAUUCCUCAACGGUUCAUCCGCCAACUCGCCCUACGGCAGUAAGUAUCAAGUAGUUCCAUCGAGCCCUACCAUGGCAGCCUCUUCGGUCAGCCUCUCUUCAAACUGUAGCAGUACACACGGCAUUUUCUCAUUCUCACCUGCCAAUGUCAUCUCUGCAGUGAAACAAAAGAGCGCCUUUGCCCCCGUUGUCAGGCCCCAAGCAUCUCCACCUCCUUCUUGCACCAGUGCAAAUGGCAAUGGACUUCAAGCUAUGUCUGGACUGGUGGUCCCUCCCAUGUAAAUUGCACUUCCACCUCUUGUAAAGCAGCAGCGUCUGUACAGUGAGCCUCGGGGUACGUCACAGAACGUUCUCCUGAAACGACCGGCAUCCGUCAUGAAGUUAUUCAACAACUAUGUUUAAUUCUGAGGAAGAAAAAAAAAAAAAAGAGACUUUGUUUUAAAUAUUUUAUUCAGACUAAUGUAAAUUGACAUGCAAGAAACUUUGUCAUGAACAUUUUAAAUUUAUUGACUGAAUUUCUUGUCAUAUUUUCACGUUUCUCUGUCUUGAAGAAGAAAAAAAAAAAAUCACGGAAGGAAAAAUUCCUAUUUUGUAUAAACCUUUCUGGUUUGAUCUUGGCUAGAUCAUGUUAUGUGUGGGGAGCAACAUUGUGGAUAUGCCAUUUGAAGAAAACACACUGAAAUGUCUCUGAAUGUUUCUUUUCGAGUGAUGCGCACCCGUCGCACAUCUCUAUAAUGUGAAGUCAUUUUUUUCGUUCAUUAUUCUUUAUUAUUUUUUUUGUUGUUGUUGUUGCUUUUUUUUCUUUUUCUUUCUUUUGAUUUGUGGUGAGAAAAAUAGGGGCCAAGCCAAUACUGCAGAGCCAACAAACUGGAAAUAACAUAACCUAAAACAUAUGAUUUAUAAAAUGUAAAGAUUAAAGUGAAUAAGAGUGAACGGGGAGGAACAGGAAAAGGAGAUGUUAUCAUGCAUACUUCAUCGAAAAUGAACUUUGUAACUUAUUGUAGGUAGAAAUUGUAACUUUGAUAUCGCAAAAAUUCUCUUGCCUUCAACAAGCACACUAACAGAGACGAAAUGCUAUUGUCUGUUGGUUAAAAAAAAAAAAAGAAAAAAAAAAGAAAAAGAAGGAAAAUACUUCCACUGCUAAAGCUUCCUGUAAAGCAAGUGUGAUCUGCAAUGUUUUUCAACUUUUUGCUAGCACUGUAUACUAUUGCAUUCUUAGGCUACUGUGGAGUCUAUGUUUCUUGUACCAGAAAGUUGUCCUUUUACUUCUAGCUCCUUCUUCCCUAAUGUGUUUUGUAUGUGGUUAUACAAUUGUAGACUUUUGUGAUUUUGCCAAAGUUGUAGCUAAAUAUUUAUACACUUGUCUUGAAUUUUUUCCAGAUCCACUUAAAUAUUUAGUACAGAGUUUUAUUCCUGCUAAAACAGCUAGGAGUAAAAUAGUCUUAUACAUUGCAACACUUUCACACAAACACUUGCGAUCACUAAGGGGUUUUUUGUAACAUAUCAAUUAUAAAUAUUGUAUUUAUCUUUGAAAUUUUUUGUAUAUUGCUUUCCAUUCUUUUAUUUGAGCUCAUAUGUAAUGUUUAUUAUAGCCAAUAUUGUGAUGCAACACAGAAUGUUAAUGCCAAGACCAGUUGCCGCCAUUUUUUUUUUUUUGUAUCAAUAGAUUGCAAUGUCUAUAUGUCUUUAUUUGUAUUUUGUUACAUCAUCAAAACAAUUCCAUCCAUUUUUUUUUUUUUUUUAGUAUUCAGUUUGUUAUUUUGAGGAACAGUCAAAUCCAUUGUUUAUUUUUGUAUUCAUUUUUAAAUUAUCUGAACAAGUCUUUUUUUUUUUUUUUUUUUUUUAAAUAAAACCUGUUUGUUGUAUAGUCAAAUAAAUUGUUUGUGACACAUGGCUGUAAUAAUAUUAGUAGAAUAUGUGCAUGUCAAGCAGCCCCAGGGGGGGAGAUUCAAUUGUGGUUGUAAAUUUUGUUUUUGUAGAAUGUAAAAAGUCAUUUUUACAUGCCACCCAUGCCACAUUAUAGCUCAACCAUGUUUACAGGGAACAAAGGAAUAAAAAAAAAAUGAGAGAAAAUGUUCUUCUUUCAAAAGGAAUCAAAAGAAUGGAAUGGAAACAUACGUGCGUACGUCAGUCACUACUGUUUAUUAAAAUAUGUCGGGGAAAAAAAAAAAAAACCCUCUGUCCAAGCCUCUAGACUGAAUCUCUUGAGAGUAACCUUUCUGCUGUUUUAAUACCUACCCAUCCACCACAAAGCCAAUCAUUACCAUUCAAAUGAUCAAUGGUGUAAAAAGCACAAGCCUUUUUUUACUAAAAUAAAAAAGUGAUUAUUGUGACCCCUCAUCCUUUUGACUAUUUUGUCAUUCUUUUCUCGAUUUUUUUUUUAAAACAUUGAAUUUGCUGUACUCCCUCAAGUAAGAAUGAUAAUCCAAGGGGAAAAAAAAAGUAAUAAAAAGUUAGAUUUUUGUAUCAUAUACGUAUAUGAAGAGCCGAGAUUAAGAUCUUCUAUAUUGUACAUGUCAUUUUGUAAUUACGCCAUGAUACAGCAGCAUAGUAGCUAAUCAUAUUAGUUAACCAGUCCUCAUAAUCCCUUCUUCUUCUCUCCCAAGGAGUUUGAUUUGCCUAGCUGUGCCAAAAUCAGCAAACAAUUCUAUUUUCUUUUCUUUUUUUUUCUUUCAUUUGUUUUUUCUUUUUCUUUUUUUUUUGUUGCACUUAACACUUUGUAAAUCUCCUGUUGUACUGUUAAGUAGUCUGUUUCACACCAAAAGGGGAUGUUCCCUCUUGGCAAUCUGCACACAAGUUUCCUUUAGCAGCAGGAAGCAAGGGCAGCUGUAGAAGGGAAUGAGUCAUGAAUGUGCAAUGCAUUUGCUUUGUGAUAGCUCAACAAAGCUUAGCUAAGUGGAGGAACUGGGGAAGUCACCUUGAAAGUGAGAGGAACCCAAGGUUAUAUGAAGUGUAUUUGUGAAUAUCGUCAUUACUGCAACCUGGUUUUGUGUUUUUAGCCUAAUUAGACCAUGCACUCAGUGUUUUAUUGCCAUUAGUCUGAAGAUUUCAGUAAAUUGUAGAUUGACUCUGUAAGGAGAAAAUACUAUUUUUGUUUCAUGUAUACAUUUUUUUAUGUUUAUGUAAACAUUUCUACAUUUUACUGUACAAAGAUGUUCAUUUUACACAAUAUUUAAUUAAAGUAUUUCUUGUCUGUGA
Ictalurus furcatus (blue catfish) is the source of this 6141-nucleotide messenger RNA. RefSeq names its product EBF transcription factor 3a (gene ebf3a). The record is from RefSeq and is a predicted model, not a curated record. Lineage: Eukaryota; Metazoa; Chordata; Actinopteri; Siluriformes; Ictaluridae. The coding region runs from base 1432 to 3225 and encodes 597 amino acids. The transcript has 16 exons. Gene Ontology annotation, molecular function: DNA-binding transcription factor activity, RNA polymerase II-specific; RNA polymerase II cis-regulatory region sequence-specific DNA binding. Gene Ontology annotation, biological process: regulation of transcription by RNA polymerase II.